Molecule: messenger RNA, 7179 nt
Organism: Brenthis ino (lesser marbled fritillary)
Lineage: Eukaryota; Metazoa; Arthropoda; Insecta; Lepidoptera; Nymphalidae
Source: the annotation of a GenBank genome assembly
AUGAGCGAACCGGACGACGUUGGAAAAGAAGUGUGGAAGCGAUGGAUUCUUGAGGCGAUACAUAAGAUUAGGUCACAAAAGCAGAGGCCUAGUGUGGAAAGGAUAUGUCAUGCGAUCAGACAGCACCACAAUUAUCAUGAGGACGUUGUUUCGGAGCGGCUGGAGCGUGCUGUGCGUGAGGGUGUCGUAUUGAAGGUGUAUAACAAGGGACAGAGUUCGUACAAGGAUCCGGGGGGUUUGCAAAGUAAAAUUUUACGGAUCGCCGCUGAUGUAGAUGUUUCGCGGGCAGUGGCGAAGGCAGUGCGUGAGUUAGGGGAACGGGACGGUUCAAAUUUAAAGACUAUUGAAAAACAUUUACGGCAAGCGUACCAAGUGUCUGUGGAAGAAAAUACUGACGUUCGAAACAUCUUGCGUGCUGCGGCGAAGCGAGCUGUAGCCAGGGGGUUGCUGGUUCACCACGCGGGAAAUUAUAAGGCGACAGAUCGUCCACUUACAGCAACAGAUCGCAUUUCAAAGUCUAGAAAGACUCAAGAAAGCCCAGAAAUUAAGCAAAGUCCAGGUGGAGUGCCAGUGUGUGCGGAGUGUCUUGGCACUGAUGCAAAGAACAGGCUCGGUGCCAACGAAGCUCUGAUCUGCUGCUAUCAGUGCAAGUCAUAUGCCCACCCGACUUGCCUCAAUAUAUUGGAAUAUAUUAAUUUGACAACUUUGAAGAGCGCGCGGUGGUGCUGCGGCGAGUGCGCGCGCUGCGCGCAGUGCGGGCUCAGCGGCGAGUGGGCGUCGCGCUGCGCCGCGUGCCCGCGCGCCGCGCACGCGCGCUGCCGCCGCCCGCCCUGGCGCUGCGACCACUGCCAGGAGACCACUAGAUCUACGAUGGGAGGUACGCCGAAGAAGAGGAAACCGAAGGCAGCAGCGCGACGCAUCGACUCGGAUGACGAGCCCUCCGACGGUAAUGCCUCGCAUUACUCGCGCCCGUCCGAACAGAGAAUGUCGAAGGAGAAACAGAAAUUUUUCAGAUUCUCCGCUUUCAAUCUCGUCAAAAAGCGUCGGUGUAGGGAGUCCUCCAGCGAGUGGGAGGGCUGGGAGGGCUCGCAGUGGGGGGGAGUGCGCGUCACGCGCGUGCAGCGCCUCGAGCUGCGGCUGGAGCGCCGCCCGCCCUCCCUCUCCUCCGACAGCGACGCGCCGCCCGCCCCCGCCUCACCGCCAGCCCCGCCCGCCCUGGCCGCCGCGCCGCCCGCCCCCGCCCGCCCCGCGCCCACCAUCUUCGAGCGCCUUGCCUCGGACACGGGCCCCGGCGGCACGUGGGGCUUCGCAGCGGAAGCGCAGAAGCAGAAGGUCAUCGAGUCCACGCUCGAGCCGGAAACCCCACGGCCACAGGAACCAUCACCUCCCCAAAUACAGAAGCAAUCGCCGGAACGAUUAAGGCACAGACGGAGGAGUAGAUGCGGAGACAGACUGCUGACCACGCUGUUCGAUGGGCUAUCGGAGUUCUAUUCGGUUCGAACGGCGUCCCGCUCCCAGUCCCGGCACCGGCCGGUCAAGCGCGAGAGCGAAGAUCGUCAAGUAUUAAAGGAGACGCGGAGCACGUUCAAGCGAUAUCAGGCGACGUUGAGCCGCGAGAGUAGAAAUAGUAGGGAACAAAGACUGUCAAUAGAAAAUAGAGAAGAAGUUAGGGAGGAGCGGGCCAAGAGGAGUCGGCCGAGAGAACUAGAGAGAGAGGAGAAGAGUGUAAGGGAAGUUCGGCACAGCAAAGAGGCCGCAGAUCAGGCGGGGGUGGAGCGAGGAGAGGUAGAGGAUAUGAGAGGGUCGGAGGUUCGAUUGAGCGCGUCGGCGCUGGUGGUGCGCGCGGCGGAAGGCAAGCGCGGCGGGUGCGUGGACGCGCAGGCGCACAAGCUGCACCGCGAGGGCCCGGCCGCCAAUCAGACGGAGGGAAAGCGUUUACCUCCCGGCGUGACAGAGGCGGAUGCGGAGCUGUUCUCCCAGGCGCGGGCAGCGAGCGGUGCUGAGGAGGUGGUGCCCUCAGGGUCGGGGUCUGGAGCCGGUCCACCGCCACCAAGGUGCCCGUCGGCUAUAGAGUUUGGACAAUGGGAGAUAGAGACUUGGUAUUCAAGUCCCUUUCCACAGGAAUAUGCAAGGUUGCCAAAGCUAUUCCUAUGCGAGUUCUGUCUGAAAUAUGCGAAAAGUCGAGCUGUUUUGAUGCGACAUUUGGACAAAUGUCUAUGGAGACAUCCGCCGGCCACAGAAAUAUAUAGAUGCGGUGAUAUAUCCGUGUUCGAAGUGGAUGGGAAUGCCAAUAAGAUUUAUUGUCAGAAUCUCUGCCUUCUAGCAAAACUAUUUCUUGACCAUAAAACUUUGUAUUAUGAUGUUGAACCGUUUCUAUUUUAUGUUCUAACAAAAAAUGACAGCAAAGGAUGCCAUUUAGUUGGAUAUUUCUCAAAGGAAAAGCAUUGUCAGCAGAAAUAUAACGUGUCGUGUAUAAUGACGAUGCCGCAGUACCAGAGACAAGGAUACGGGCGAUUUCUCAUCCAUUUUAGUUAUUUGUUAUCAAAGGAGGAAGGUCAACCGGGAACGCCCGAAAAGCCAUUGUCCGACUUAGGGAGGGUUUCGUACCACGCGUAUUGGAAGUCUGUAAUUUUAGAAUAUCUACACGAUCAUAGAGAUCGGCCGAUUACAUUUGAGGAUAUUGCUUUUACUACGGGAAUGCAUAUGAACGACAUAGCUGUCACGUUUCAGCUGCUCGGCUUUGUCAGAUAUGUGCCUAAUAACGAUACAGUAAAAUUAGGGAUCUGUGUUGAUUGGAAUAGGGUUGAAAAUCACGUGAAGAAAGUCAACAGCAGGCCUAGAUUAGAAAUCGAUCCUGAAUGCUUAAGAUGGACGCCAUUGUUAGCACCAACCGUCAAUCCAUUUAGAUCACCAGAAGAAGGAUCCGGUGAUCAAGAAACAGAGAAUGAUGAUGAAAUGAAGACGGAAAGUGAAAACACUGAAACAGAACCGGAAACAGCUAAAGCGGAACAAUCGAAACUAGAUAAGGAAACACCGGAACUGCCAGUGGAAGUGACGUCAUCCGGAAGAAGACGGACGCGGCCGCUUAAAUACAGCGAAAGUACUUACCAAACGACACCUACCGUUGGUGAUGGAACACGGAAACGGAAACGGGAAGCCACGAGGAAGGUAUCCGAAAGCGUUGAAGAGGCUAAAGAACCGGAAGCCACUCCGAGAAGGCAAAGGAGUAAAAGUGUCGCCCGGAAAGCUAAAAUACAAGAGGAAGUUAUUGAUCUACCAAGAAAUAGGCGGAAGACCAUUAAAGAACCAACGUACGCGUCUGACAGUCAGGAGAGCCAGGAAAGUGUUGACACGCGAAAUGAAAUGGACACACCUGUUAAUGAAGUUAAAAAUAAAACCAAGCGAAGACUUGGCUGGAAAGGUCGUCAACCCAAACGUCAAAAGGUCAAUAAAGCCGCCGCAGCGUCCCCUGUUGCUAAGAAACCAAAAGUUGAUGAAACUGUCAAUGAUGACUACAAAACUGAUGAUUCUAUUGAACAACCCACUGAUAUUAUGCCUAAUGAAGAUGAAAAUAAUAAAACAAUAAAACCUCAAAAUGAGAAACCAGAGGAAAAGACUAAAAAUAAUGAGGAAAGUUCAGAAGAUUCAUCUGGAGAGGCAGAUGAUGAGAUGGAUGUGGAGGAGGGAGAGGAUAGAACGAGUAUACCAAGCAAACCUGCGACUCCUCGACCCAUUGAAGAGAACAGUACAGACAAUCACACUAGCGAUAUGGAACUUGACAGUAUUCAUAUGGACUCACCUAAAUCUAUUGCGGAAAAAGAUCAAGUUAUUAAUGAAACUGAUAAAGAAAAAGUAGAUGAAGAACUUCCGGUUGUGGAAAAUGGACCGGAUAUGAGUAUAAUUGAAAAUAAUGGGAAAAUGGAGAAAGAGAAAUCUGAACGUGAAAAAGUUCCAGAGACAAGAAAUGGUGAACUAACAUCGCCAUCCAAACCAGUCAUAGAUGAUAAAGACACUAUAGUUAUAUCAGAGUCUGACGAUAACAACAGUCAAAGUUGUCCGCUGCCUUCUCCUAAACCUAAUAAUUUAAUUCCCAUUCAAAAUAACGAGUUUAAAACAAAAGAUACAGAAAGUGAGACACCUCCCAAAAUAUUACCUGUUGUGUCUACGGAGAAUGCUCAUAUAGUUCUCGACGCUAAAGGUCCGUCUGAUUCCAACACAAUAAAACCCUCCGUGGAUCUAAUAGUACCACGUUUACAUCAAAUCGAAACAAUCGUCGUUGAAGGAGAGUCGGAUAGUGCAAUUUCACCAAGCACAGGCGUAUCUCCAAAGAAAAAUGACAAAACAGUAAUAAGUGAAUCGCCAAAAAAGAAAUCGCCUGAAAAGGUUAACAUGGAGAUUGCAUGUGAACAGAAAAAGUGCGAAAUGAGAAAAGAGACCGUCAUUCAGCACCAAACCGUCGAUGAAAGUAAAACAGAGAAAAAGUCGCCAAAUAAAAUAGAAACGAUUAUACAAAAUUUAGAUCCACAUAGAGAUAUAUCUGCGCUAAAGAAACCGGAGGCCCCUAAGAUCGAUUACAAUGAAAUGGAUGCGCGGAAAUUACAAAUGAAUAUUAGUAAAGAAAGCGAAAUGUCUUUUAGAAAUGAUAUGAUGCAUUCGAGAAAAGUGGAUAUUGUUGUAUCGAGGAAUAUAAUCGAGAAUCCGAUACCCAAUUACCAUAAUUCAGUUAGCAAUUCAGUAACUAUACAGCCUAUAAAUUCUUUGCAUACAACAUUGCAGCAUCCAUUCAUGAACCAUAGAAAUACCAUAAGUAAAGAGUCACAAGGCGUGCAAACUGACAAAGAUCUUGUAAAAACCAGCGAUCCAAAUAGAGUGAUCAAUAACAUGCCUGAUCCUUUACCGGUUAUUAGCAAAAGUACGACGAAGUUAGAAGUUCCUCAUCCCAUCACGUCACCCGUCGUCAAUCCAGUUAUACCAAAAGUGCCGAAUGUGACUGAUAUCAGCUUUCUGCCGAGAUGUCAGAGUGCUAACGCUGCUGUGAACUUGGGAAUGGAAAGAACCGAUAUAGAUCCCAAUUUCGCUAACAACCUACAAAAUUCGUUAGGCGGUUCCAUGAGCAUUGUCCAAACGAAUUCUCAAGACAAAAAUGAUCCAAACCAAAAGCCUAGAGAAAAGAGCAAGUUACGGGAUGUCAGAGUUAAUUCUGCGCAUAGUAAAAUGGAGAAAACUGAGAAGAAAUCAAAAAACGAAACUCCAAGAAGCACCCCAGAGCCUAAGUUGUUUUUUCCAGAAGUAAAUGCACCUGCGAGAAAACCGGAGACAUCUGUCCCAAUAAAUGUAAUAAAUACUGUGGCAGUAACGAGUAAAAUGGAGGCAAAAACAACUGAAGCGCCCAAAAAGCAAGAUUUUUUUAAGAAAGAAAAAUCUAACGCCGCUAAGUGUGACAAAAAUUCCUCUGUCAAACAUGAUAAGACUUGCUCAACGCAACUCAAUCUGAAGGCAGCAGAGCAAAAUGAUCUGAACAAGAUGUUGCCAAAAUUUAAAUACGACAACGAAUUGGUGCCAAAAGCGGAUUACGCAAUGAACCAAAUCCCUAACUAUCAUACGACUCACGCGCAAUACCCUAUGUCGCAGUGGGCACCCUGGGACCCUACUAGAACGUGGGACCAUAAUCGAUUUUUAGACAUGAAAAACAACGAUAAAAAUUACUUGGACAAAUUCCAAGGCUUCAAUCUACCUCAUUUAGAUCAAAUGCAGAAAUCUCCGCAAAAGUUGCAUCCAAAGUACGACCAAAAGGACUUUCAUAAUAUUGCGUACGGUGCUCUAUCUGGUGGCAUAUACGCUACAACAGGGUUGCCACACUUCAAAGAGACUAAAGCGCCAACAUCCAAAGCUUCGGAUUGCCAGAAAAACGAGUGUAAACCAACAAAACAGUCGAAAACAACUACGGCGUGUCAAACACAAUGCGAGAGUAAAAAGUCUCACAACACAAACGAAGCGCAGAUAAAGCAAAUGAUGCAGCGACAAGUUAAUAAGCAACAAGACGUGGUAACAAGUUGCGCGGAAUUUCGACAACAAAGUCCCCAAAUACUAACAUCGCCCGGCUGCAAGAGUUUCAACCAAAACGGUCCAUGCCAAGAGAAGUCUGAAAUCGAGAAGAAAUCUCGACAGCAGUCCAAGAAGGAUGAGUCUCCAAAGGACACGAAUAAGGAAGAGAUGUGCGAGUCAGUUAGUCCAGCACUACAGUCCAUGGGGGUUUAUACUCCGGACUCGACGAGUAAUUCGGUCCAUUCGGUCCAAUAUACGGCCUGUGAGUUGGAUGUUAGUCAGUUGGGGCUGGAGUCGCCAACAAGUAUAGGGUCAGAUUUGGCAUCACCAUGCAGUAUGAUGCAUAUGCACCCAGCCCCCAGUCCUCAGUACCCGCACUCAUCACUGCACAUCCCAUCUAUCAUGAGCCAGCCGAACCAACCAGCUAAACAGCAGAAGAUUAAUAAUAGAAAUAGGAACAAUGCGAGCAGUGGGAGCGCGGGCGACAAGUCGGCGGGCGUGCGCGGCGCCGCCACUCCGCCCGCGCGCCACCGCGCCACGCCGCCGCACCCGGUCACCUCGCACGGCGGUGCAGUGAUGCAGGGCGGCACGUCGGGCAGCGGCUACCAGGGCGGCUACCUGUCGUUCCAGCAACAGCAGCAGUACCACGCGGGCUGGGCGCCCUCCUGCAGCCUCGCCAAGCUGCAGCAGAUGGCGGAUGCGCCGCAGCACCCGCCGCACACGCCGCCCGCGCCCGCGCCACAGUACGGUCAGCAGGCGGGCACUCCCCCCGCGGGCCACUACCACGCGCCCAAGUACUAUGCGCCCGCCCACAACCAGCUCGAGUCGCCGCGUAACACGCGUAACGCUACCAGUAAUCUUAGUCCAAUGCAGCAUGUUCAAAUGGGUCCUGGCUCUCGCAUGUCACCGAACCUUAACACCCACAUCAUCAGCCAAUACGGUCUGAAUGGUUACCGAGUUCCACCGCAGCAGCAAUUCAACAACCUGCCGGUCCAGAUGAUGAAUGUACAGCCAGGAGUCCAAUACCCUGGACCUGAUCCCAGGGCGCAACAGCCCAAUGUAUACGCGUACGCUGGAUACAUAAAUCCUCCACCACCUUUGACAAUGCAGACACUUAAUUCAACUAUGCGUCGG